This is a messenger RNA of Episyrphus balteatus (marmalade hoverfly), 1035 nucleotides long. RefSeq lists its product as uncharacterized. The transcript has a single exon. The record is from RefSeq and is a predicted model, not a curated record. Bases 1 to 1035 code for a protein of 344 amino acids. Gene Ontology annotation, biological process: DNA integration. Gene Ontology annotation, molecular function: nucleic acid binding. NCBI's taxonomy places the organism in Eukaryota, Metazoa, Arthropoda, Insecta, Diptera, Syrphidae.
AUGGGCAGCCGAAACAUCAUUCGAAAAACAAUCCAUCAAUGCCAUCAAUGUUUUAUGCAGAGAAGAAUUACUAGCCAACAGAUAAUGGGAGAUUUGCCAUCUUAUCGCAUACAACCGAACCGGCCAUUCACUAAUACAGGCUUAGAUUAUGCUGGCCCACUGACGAUAAGGUUAUCCCGCUGUCGCAAUGCUAAAACAUCCAAAGCCUACAUAGCAUUAUUUGUGUGCAUGACUACGAAGGCUAUACAUUUGGAGUUGGUGAAUGAUCUCACCACAGAUGCCUUCAUUGCAGCUUUUCGCAGAUUUGUCUCUCGCCGGGGCAAAUGCUCUAAUGUAUACAGCGACAAUGGGACAAAUUUCCAAGGCGCUAGGCGGUGCCUUACUGAGAUGCACAAACUGCUUAUGGAGCAAUCUCACAAUGAUGUUAUCACUGACGCUCUUGCCAAGGAUGGUAUAGCUUGGCACUUCAUCCCUCCGUCAAGUCCACACUUUGGCGGAUUGUGGGAGGCGGGCGUUAAGUCAGUUAAGCUGCACUUACGUCGUGUUAUCGGCAAAUCAAUUUUAAAUUUUGAAGAAUUAUGUACCCUUUUGUGUCAAGUAGAAGCUAUUCUUAAUUCUCGUCCUUUGUGUUCUAUGUCCGACUGUGAUUUAAACCCUCUAACCCCAGCUCACUUUCUUGUAGGUCAACCAAUGACAGCUGUUCCAGAGCCGAGCCAUUUGGAUACCCCCAUCAACAGACUAUCCCAUUGGAAUCAUAUCCAAAACAUGGUCCAGGGAUUCUGGAAGAGAUGGCACACAGAAUACCUGACAACGCUCCAAGAGCGACCAAAGUGGCAACGAAGUACACCAAACUUCAAAUCUGGGGACUUAGUGGUAAUCAAAGAACCAAAUUUACCACCCACUAAAUGGAUUUUGGGCAGAGUCGUUUCUGUUCAUCCGGGCACAGACCAACAAGUACGAGUCGUUACCGUAAAAACAGCAGCCGGAACCUUUAUCCGCCCUAUAGCGAAACUUGCGCUCUUACCGACGUCCUGA